Molecule: messenger RNA, 1299 nt
Organism: Magnusiomyces paraingens
Lineage: Eukaryota; Fungi; Ascomycota; Dipodascomycetes; Dipodascales; Dipodascaceae
Exons: 1
Coding region: 1-1299 (432 amino acids)
Biological process (GO): mitochondrial respiratory chain complex IV assembly
Cellular component (GO): extrinsic component of mitochondrial inner membrane
Source: RefSeq, a predicted model, not a curated record
AUGAUGAAUGCUGCGUGUUUGGCUAGGGCCCGGGUGGCUGCUGCUCGGUCUGUGGCUCAGAGUUUUGGAAAGAGGUACUCUUAUUCUACUGCUCCUCCUAAGGAGAGCUUCCUUACAAUGCUGCGUACCACGCUUGGUAUGGACCCCCCACUGCCACCCGAUUACCCCACUGAGAAGAACCGGUUCCACCCGUGGGACCAGUCCCCAUCACAAGAGUUGCAGGCCCGUGCAGCUUUCAUCAAGUCUCAUGCCAAGUGCCCUAUGACGGGUCUCAACAUUGACUACACGUGUCCCAAGUCUGGUAUUCCUACUCACCACUCGCGUGAAGCUUGGGAACAAGACAAGUAUUACCACGAGUCGGAACUUCCGGAACUUCUUAAAAAAGCCAAUAUGUAUGAACAUGAUUUGCGUUCUGGUCGAGCAUUCCCUGAGUUUGAUUUCCCUGGUGUCCAAUACCGUGAUGCUGUGGUCAAUUAUCUUAACUGGGACACGUUUUUCUACACACGCGAGUUUUACUCCAUGGAUAAUGAGUUCAAUCUUGCUGCUGUCACCAAGAUGCUUACGUACCCUGUGACAAUGGCCAGUUUGCUGGCUGAGUACUCUCCCUAUAAUCUGAGUCCCAAGGGACCCAUUACCCUUGAAGGUCUCAAGUCUCUUGCCGCAAUGCGCUACACUCUGUGGCCCAAGGAUCGCACCAAGUCGUGGCAGGAUCGUCCUGUGCGCUUCUUUUUGCUUGGUGCACGCUCAGAGUCUCAACUUCCAGCCCAUGUAUGGAAGCAGCUCUCAUACCUGCUUCCCUAUACUGAAUUUGAGCUUGUGUUUGUGGGGCCUGAGGCUUACUAUGACAAUACUCGCAAUCGCUAUGUUAAGAGUGAUACGAAAAUUUCGCACCGCAUCGAUAACCGCAUGAUUUUCACUUACUACACGGAUUAUUUCCACGUGCUGCAUGAGGCCAAGGAUUUGUUCCCUUAUGAUCCUUAUCUUGACAUGUUUUUCCUGUUCCACCCUGGUUUGGGUGCCCCAGAGGCCAUGGAUCAGUGGGAGAAGUCUAUUCCUGGUCUGCUUGAAUCCAAGUGUGCUGUGUUUGCGACUGGUUUCCACGAGGCCGACAUGCGCCGCGAUUGGGAGUGGCUUAUGAGCAAAUAUUCCGACGAACUGGAUGUGCUCAUGGAACCCACGCCUAAUAUUUUUGGAUCGCUUAAGUGGGAGGUUAAUGACCUGAACCCUCGUGAAGUGUAUGAGUUUAAUCAGCAGCUUUAUGGGUUCCGUGGUAAGCGAUACCAUGCCAUUCUGCGAUAA